Molecule: messenger RNA, 645 nt
Organism: Penicillium paradoxum
Lineage: Eukaryota; Fungi; Ascomycota; Eurotiomycetes; Eurotiales; Aspergillaceae
Product: OPI10 family protein
Exons: 2
Coding region: 1-645 (214 amino acids)
Biological process (GO): protein import into nucleus
Cellular component (GO): cytosol; nucleus
Molecular function (GO): nuclear import signal receptor activity
Source: RefSeq, a predicted model, not a curated record
AUGUUCUCCGUCGUCAUCCCCGGCCGCCCAUGUCAAACCGACAUCGUCGCAGUAGACAGCCAACCAAACGGCCAAGCAACCAAAUUCGCCUUCACAAUCCCUCUCAGCCCCUCCCUCAGCGAAAUAGAACAAUCCUCCCCCCCAAACACCGGCGCCGCAAUCUACGCCCAACUCCCAGACCCAACCACCGGCCAACCCUCCUCCUUCCGCUUCAUCGGCGCCCUAGCAAACGAAAAGCCCUCGGGGAUCUUCACCGUCCGCCCAGCAAACAGCGUCCGCUCCGAAGCCGAAGAAGAAGAUGACAUGCUCGACGAGGGCAGUGCCACAACAGGCGUGAUGACACUCGGCAUCUCAAUCGAAGCAGCGCAAGACAUCGCGCCGCAGCUUGCCGCGCUGGACGCGCAACCGAGCGCGACAUCGACCGCUCUCGUCCCGCAAGCUGCGCAAAGACCUAUUUCGACGAAGGCGCUUGCGCAGCGGAUUAUCGGUAGCGCGUUUAAUUUCCUCGCUAGCUUUGCGACGUCGGAUAAAGGUCAGGACGUGGUGCCGUUGAAGAGCUUCCAUGAUUGGUGGGCGAAGUUUGAGCAUCGCAUUGAUCUUGAUCCGACGUUUUUGGAGCGCGAGGAUCCUAAUGCUAAUGCUUGA